Molecule: messenger RNA, 12348 nt
Organism: Astyanax mexicanus (Mexican tetra)
Lineage: Eukaryota; Metazoa; Chordata; Actinopteri; Characiformes; Acestrorhamphidae
Gene: smg1
Product: SMG1 nonsense mediated mRNA decay associated PI3K related kinase
Exons: 62
Coding region: 178-11133 (3651 amino acids)
Biological process (GO): phosphorylation; nuclear-transcribed mRNA catabolic process, nonsense-mediated decay
Cellular component (GO): nucleus
Molecular function (GO): protein serine/threonine kinase activity; protein binding
Source: RefSeq, a predicted model, not a curated record
CACGCGUUAAAAUCGUCUACGGCAGAAGCGAAGCGUCGCUUUCCUCGGAUUUUCAAACAGCACGGCUGAUUUUCCUCGUUUUCUGUUCAUGCAUGCGGGUCGGACAAACACUCUGAAUUCAGUCUGUUUGUGGACCUCUCCCGUGGCGAAGCGGGUCAUGCUGUCCCGGCGAAGGUAAUGAGCCGCAAAGCCCUCGGGUCUCGGCUUAGCAGCGCCCAUAAACUGCAACGGAACUGGAAUGAUUGGCAGCCCAGAAGCGACAGUGUGUCAGCCAGCCAGGAAGGUGUGAAGUGCAGUGUCUCUAGAGACCACGGUUCAGCAGCUCUUUACGACCCUCCACAGUCUGACCAGCCUGGCACCCCACCUCUGCACAAUGACACCUUCACUGCUGCUGUUGCACUGGAAGAAGGAGGUGUGUAUGACGCUGAUGGAGGCCUCAGUGAAAAUACUUUUGGUUGGAAGUCGUUGGGGCAAGAGUUGAGAAUCAAUGAUGUGACCACGGAUUUAACCAGUUUUCAGCAUGGAAGCCGUGCUUUAGCUACAAAGGACAUGAGGAAAUCACAGGACCGACCGCAGACUCAUUCUGAUGAGUCUCGGCUCGCAAACCUUCUGCGGAGGGUCUCGCGGGAGGAUGACCGGGACCGCAGGUUGGCCACCAUGAAACAAAUGAGGGAACUGAUUGUGCAUUCUGAAAACAAGGUGGUCCUGGUGAAACAGUUGGAUAACAUUUUGAGUACCCUGAAUGACAUUUUGAGUGAAAGUAGUAAGCUCCUUCAGGAGCUGAGACAGGAAGCUGCCUGCUGCCUGGGCCUGCUGUGUGCUGCCCUCAGUUACGAGGCGGAGAGGAUCUUCAAGUGGAUGUUUGUGAAAUUCAGUGCUUGUACCAAGGACGAGGUGAAGCUGCUGUAUCUGGUGGCUGUUUAUAAGGCUCUGGAGACAGCGGGGGAGAAAAAGGCUUUUUCACCUGUAAUGCAGUUGGUGAUGAGCAGCCUUCAGUCCAUUCUGGAGAACUUGGACACCCCAGAGCUGCUGUGUCAGAGUGUGAAAUGUAUUCUGCUUGUGGCUCGUUGCUACCCACACAUCUUUAGUACCAACUUCAGAGACACAGUGGAUAUCCUUGUGGGUUGGCAUAUAGAUCAUACACAGAAACAGUCUCUCACCCUGCAGGUGUCUGGGUGGUUACAGAGUCUGCAGCAGUUUUGGGUGGCGGAUUUGGCCUUUUCUACAACAUUGUUGGGCCAGUUUCUAGAAGACAUGGAAGCGUAUGCUGAGGAUUUGAGUCAUGUGGAGUCGGGUGAAGCAAUGGAUGAGGAUAUUCCCCCACCUACUGUGUCUCUACCGAAGCUAGCGGCCUUGCUGCGAGUCUUCAGCACUGUGGUGCGCAGCAUCGGAGAAAGAUUCAACCCCAUCCGAGGACCACCCAUCACAGAGGCUUACGUCACUGAUGUUUUGAAUCGUGUGUUGGCUUGCGUCACCACAGCCAAGCAGGUGUUUUUCUCGGAGGCUGUGCUGACUGCGGGGAACGAGUGCGUGUGUGUUCUGCUGACAAGCAUAGACUCCAACAGCCAGCUGACGGGGGCGGUCAUCUCCUAUGGCCUGGACCAGCUGGAAAGUUGCCAGUCCUGUGGACCCGAGUACAGCAUGGGUGUCCUCAACCUGCUCACACUGAUUGUUGACCAGAUAAACACCAAACUACCUGCUACAUUUGUGGAAAAGCUGCUAGCCCCUAACUCCCAACUUCUGGAGCUGCGUUUCCACAGAGAGCGAGAGGUCAUGGUAGCAGCUCAUGGCGUGUAUCAGGCUGUUCUGAGUCUGAAGAACAUCCCUAUCCUGGAGGCGGCGUACAAGUUGGUUCUGGGGGAGAUGGGCUGUGCCCUGAACAGUCUGCUUGGACUGCUGGGGCUGCCAACGGCCUGCCCGCACAUCCAGCACCCAACCUUUAACCAGCUUCAGCUCAGCCCAGAGAGAGCAGCAUUCAUCCUCAUCUUUAACCUCAGCACCCUCACAACCAUCGGAAAUACUAAAAACUCCCUCAUUGGGAUGUGGGCUCUAUCUCCUACUGUAUUUGCUCUGCUAAGUCAGAACCUGGUUGUGGUUCACAGUGAGCUGGCUGUGCACCACCCUGCAGUCCAGUAUGCAGUGCUUUAUACGCUCUACUCACACUGCACCAGACAUGACCACUUCAUCUCCAGCAGCCUCAGUUCCUCUUCCCCCUCACUGUUUGAUGGUGCAGUCAUCAGCACUGUUACUACAGCAACCAAGAAGCAUUUCAGCACACUCCUCAGUCUGCUGGGGAUGCUGCUAAGCAAAGAUCACCUGAACCCUGAGACAAGGAGGCUUUUGCUCACCUGGUCUCUGGAGGUUGCUCUGAUGAUGAAGAAAUCUGAGACGUAUUCUCCGCUUUUUUCUUUGCCCUCCUUUCACAAGUUUUGUAAAGGUCUUCUUGCAAAUGCUUUGAACGAGGAUCCCACUGUCUGUCUGCAGACGUGCAGCAGUUUGCAGGUGCUGUCGUCUUCACUGCCCACAGAGCUUCUGCAAAGGUGUGUGGACGUGUGUCGUGUGCAGCUGGUUCACUCGGCUGUGAGGGUCAGGCAGGCCUUUGGCAAAUUGCUGAGAUCCGUCCCGUUGCAUGUCACAUUGAGCUGUAACCACAGUCCCUCAGAAAUUCAUGAGAUUUCUCUCGCCAUCCGCCGGCAUAUGAGCAAAGCGCCCAGCAACACCUUCCACCCACAGGACUUCUCUGACCUCAUCAGCUUCAUCUUAUAUGGAACCGUCCACCGCGGGGGGAAGGAGCCAUGGUUGGAAAGGCUGUACCACAGCUGCCAGAGGCUGGAGAAGCGUGAGUGUGGCGUGGUGCCCCGCUCUCUGCUGAAGACAGAGGCAGUGCUGUGGCAGUGGGCCGUGUGGGAGGCAGCCCAGUUCACGGUUCUCUCCAAGCUGCGGACUCCUCUGGGUCGAGCACAGGACACCUUCCAAACCAUCGAAGGAAUGAUCCGCAGCCUGGCAGCACACAGUCUGAACAGUGAACAGGAGCUGAGUCAGUGGAGUGGCGGAGAGAGUGACGAGGGCCACCACACUAACCAGCUCCGGUUGGCUCUUCUGCUGCAGUUCCUGGAAAAUCUGGAGAAGCUCAUGUAUAAUGCUUAUGAAGGCUGCGCCAACGCUCUCACUGCCCCUCCAAAAGGCAUUAGGACAUUUUUCUACACCAACCGUCAGACCUGUCAGGACUGGCUGACCAGGAUUCGAAUGGCGCUGAUGAGAGUGGGGCUUCUGUCUGGGCAGCCAGCAGUCACGAUCCGCCACGGCUUUGACCUGCUUACAGAGAUCAAAAACAGCAGUGCACAGGGCCCUGAGAUGGAGGUGCCCAUUACCAUGCUAGUGGAGGCUCUGUGUGAGCUGCGCUGCCCAGAGGCCAUCCAGGGCUUGGCAGCCUGGAGCCAGGCAAACAUGGGCAAGAGUCUGGCCUGGGUGGGCUCUGUUGCUCUGCAGGCAGAGGGGAAGUUUGAGAAGGCCGCUCUGGAGUAUCAGGAGCAGCUGUGUGCAGUAACAGGAAUGGACUGCUCCAUCAAAGGCUUUGACAGGUCCUUGCUGAAACUCAGCAGCUCCACCACAGGCAACAGCUCCAGCCCCAAGCAUACACCCAGCGGUGAUGGAAGAAAGACCGUUUUGCUGAAGUCCAGCGAAUGUUCUCCUGAGGUUCUGAACUUCCUGGCCAACAAGGCGUGCGAGUGCUACGUGGCCCUGAGUGACUGGGCCUCUGUGCAGGAAUGGCAAGCUAGCAUGGUGGCCCUGAAGAAAAACAGCAGCAGUUCCACCACCGUCAAUCUCAAGACUGACUUCAACUACAUAAAAGCACUGAGCAGGUUUGAGGAUGGGGAUUUCCCUGAAUGCCGUGCUCAGCUGGAACUAUUACCUGGGGAAGAUUAUGGCCUCCUCAACUCCACCACAAAGGACAAGCUAGGUACACACAAUCACUACCUGAAGAGGCUCCUGCCUGCCGUUCUAAGCCCUGAUCCAUCAGAACUGCAGAAAGCCAUUGAAGUUCAGUUGCUGAGGAGUGCGGUUGGAGCUCUUACGUCAACCAAUCAUGAGCAAGACCAGAAAGUUUUACCCUCUUCUGACACUUUAGUGAAGUACCUGAAGCAGACGAGCCGGAUCACUCUGGGACCGCUGCGUCUGUCCACUCUCACCCUAUCAGACUCCCUGCCCACCCUCAACACCCUGCAGCUCCACUGUGCCAGCUCUCUGGAAACCUCACUUUGCAGCCAGCAUCCUUCAGAGGACUGCUUAGUCCCUCUCUACAGUGAGGCACUGACUACUUGUAAGCAGCAGGAUGUUCAGCCAUGGCUGCAUGCACUUCGUUACACAAUCUUUCAGAGGCAGCUCUUCCAAAAGCUCAGAGGUACCUCUGGUCCUAUGGACUCUCACCUGAUGGAGCUGUGUCUGACUGCGGUGAAGUUUGCUCGUAAGCAGGGGAACAUUGCUCUGGCCACACGCCUGUUGGCACAGUGUGGUAAACAAUCUGCUGAGGAUUCUGACACCCCAGACCUGGUGCAGAGUUUCAAGCAGCUGUCACUAGAGGGCGCUGUAGGAGAGAAAUGGGGACCAGAGCUGAAGAUUGAAAGGGCUAAAGUCCUGUUCACUGCAGGUCAGUCUGUGGCUGCCAUGGAGAUGCUGAGCUCUUGUGCGCUGUCCUACUGUCGCUCGGGGAAGUGCGAGCGUGCAGCCUGCCGCUCGGUGCUCACUCUGUGCAAGUGGCUGCUGGCCGACUGGAAGGACCUCACGCCGCAGCUGAAGCAGGUGGUGAAGAAAAACACCACCACUACCACCCUCUCCACCCUCAGUAAAAACAUCGCUGGCCUCCUGGAGCUGCCAGUGGAGGAGCAGGGCAUGCCGCGGAUCACCACAGAGACCACAGUGAGCGUAGGAGUUGGAGAAGCAGAUUUCGUCCUGGGCCAGUUGUACCAGCUCUCUGCUAAUCAGGCCCCUGAGGUUGCCAAGUCCUGGGCUGCUCUUGCAAGCUGGGCGUACAGAUGGGGUCGGAAAGUUGUUGACAAUGCGAGUCAAGGAGAAGGGGUUCCUCUGCUGCUUGGAGAGAAGAAGGAGAUAGAGGAGUUGCUGCCAUCAGGCACCACUGAGGAGGAUAAGGAGACCAUUUUCAGCAUUCUGGGCCAAGCCAUGUGUCGCCCAGCUGGAAUUCAGGAUGAGGACAUGGCCUUGCAGAAUGAAGAGGAUGACGAAGAUGACAUGGUUGAUGUGAUCUGGAGACAGCUGCUCAGCUCGUGCCCGUGGCUUGCUGAUGUGGAGGACAGAGUGACUGAGGGGCUCAUCAAGGUGUGGCGACGUGUGGUGGACCGAAUCUUCAGCCUCUAUAGAGUCUCCUGUAGAGCUUACUUCACCUUCCUCAAGCUCAAUGCUGGACAGGUACCCAUUGACGAAGAUGACCCUAAACUCCUUCUGAACAACCAAAACAGCAAGCAGAGCAGCGACGACGUGAUCGUAAUGGCAACCCUGCGUUUGCUGCGCCUCUUGGUGAAGCAUGCUGGAGAGCUGAGGGAGGGGUUAGAGCUUGGCUUAGCCUCCACACCCACUGCCCCCUGGAGAGGCAUCAUUCCACAGCUGUUCUCCAGACUGAAUCACCCGGAGGCUUACAUCCGCCAGAGCAUCUGCAGCCUGCUGUGCCGUGUGGCCCAGGAUUCACCCCACCUUAUUCUUUACCCUGCUAUUGUGGGCUCCAUCUCACUUGGAGGAGAAUCCCAGGCAGCAGGUAACAAGUUGCCAUCAUCUCUGCCAACACUGCUGGGGAACAUGCAGGGUGAGGGUUUGUGUGGAGAGGAGAGUCAGGCAGGCAGUGCUCCUGCCUCUCAAGAGAGCGGCCGUGGGGAGGAGCUGGUGCUGUGCUCCAGUGAGGAUCAGGCCAUGAUGCAGGACUGCUACAGCAAAAUUGUAGACACACUUUCCUCUGGCAAUCCCACCAUGGUUCUACAGGUGCAGAUGCUGGUAGGAGAACUGCGGAGGGUCACUCUACUGUGGGAUGAGCUGUGGUUGGGUGUCCUGCAGCAGCAGCACAUGCAUGUCCUGCGCAGGAUCCAGCAGCUGGAGGAUGAAGUAAAGCGAGUUCAGAACAACAACACUCUGCGCAAAGAUGAGAAGAUGGCCAUCAUGCGGGAGAAACACUCAGCGCUCAUGCGACCCGUUGUCUUUGCUCUGGAUCAUGUGAGGAGCAUCACGGCAGCCCCUGCAGAGACUCCACAUGAGACCUGGUUUCAGGAGACUUAUGGAGAGGCCAUCCAUAAUGCUCUGGAGAGACUGAAGAACCCCCUUAACCCGGCCAAUCCUGCCAGCAGCUGGGUGCCCUUUAAACAGAUCAUGGUGAGUUUGCAGCAGAGGGCACAGAAGCGAGCCAGCUACCUCCUGCGACUGGAUGAGAUCAGCCCUCGACUGGCCUCCAUGGCCAACACAGAGAUGGCGCUCCCAGGAGAGGUCUCUGCCACUGAUGCAGUCACCAUCCACAAUGUGGGCAACACCAUUACCAUCCUGCCCACCAAGACCAAACCCAAGAAGCUGUACUUUCUUGGCUCGGAUGGGAAAAACUAUCCCUAUCUUUUUAAAGGUCUGGAGGACUUGCAUUUGGAUGAGAGGAUCAUGCAGUUCUUGUCCAUUGUCAACACCAUGUUUACUAAAGUAAACCAGCAGGAGAGUCCACGUUUUCAUGCCCGGCAUUACUCAGUCACUCCUCUGGGCACACGCUCAGGUCUUAUCCAGUGGGUGGAUGGAGCCACGCCCCUGUUCGGCCUCUAUAAACGCUGGCAGCAACGCGAGGCUGUUCUGCAAGCUCAAAAGGCACAAGACUCCUAUCAGCAGCCACAGAAUCUGCCAAUGGUCCCUCGCCCCAGUGAAUUGUACUACAGUAAAAUUGGCCCCGCCCUCAAGGCUGUCGGUCUCAGUCUGGACGUUUCUCGUCGUGAUUGGCCACUCAGCGUCAUGAGGGAUGUGCUGCGAGAGCUGAUGGAGGCUACUCCGCCUAACCUGCUGGCAAAGGAGCUGUGGUGCUCCUGCACCACCCCCAGCGAGUGGUGGAGGGUCACUCAGUCUUAUGCCAGAUCCACCGCUGUGAUGUCCAUGGUGGGCUACAUCAUAGGCUUGGGGGAUCGUCACCUGGACAAUGUACUGAUUGAUAUGACGACCGGCGAGGUGGUGCACAUAGACUACAACGUCUGUUUUGAGAAAGGUAAAAGCCUGAGGGUUCCAGAGAAGGUUCCCUUCCGUAUGACGCACAACAUCGAGACUGCUUUGGGGGUUACAGGAGUGGAAGGAAUCUUCAGACUCUCAUGUGAACAGGUGGUUCAGAUGAUGCGCCGCGGCAGAGAGACCCUUCUGACCCUGCUAGAGGCGUUUGUGUAUGACCCCUUGGUGGACUGGACUGCAGGUGGGGAGGUGGGCUUUGCUGGAGCCGUGUAUGGAGGAGGUGGGCAACAAGCUGAGAGCAAGCAGAGCAAGAGGGAGAUGGAGAGAGACAUCACUCGCAGCCUGUUUUCCUCCCGCGUUGCUGAGAUCAAGGUGAACUGGUUCAAGAAUCGUGACGAGAUGUUGGCAGUACUGCCUCAGGUGGAGAUGGCUGUGGAAGAAUACCUGAGUCUGCAGGAGCAGCUCACGCAGGUUGAGAAGGUGCAGGCAAAGCUGCUGGAGGAGAUGGAGUUCCUGGAGGGAGCCGACAGCAGGGCAGAGCAUCCUAUUCACACUCUGGAACAUAGAUAUGUGGAGCACACUCAACUUCAGUCUCGCCAGAGGACCGUGCAGGAUGCCAUCCAGAGCAAAAUGUCAGACUUGAAUCAGUGGAUUUCUCAGUACCAGGAUGCCUUUUCCAGACUAGAGGCCACACAGCUCGCCAGCCUACUGCAGGAGAUCAGCAGUCCCAUAGAUUUAGGUCCACCAAGCUACGUUCCAGCCACAGCUUUCCUGCAGAACGCAGGUCAGGCUCAUCUGAUCAGUCAGUGUGAGGCUCUGGAGGCUGAGGUGAGCGCUCUGCUGCAGCAGCGCAGGUCUCUGCUGCGUGGCUGCCUGGAGCAUCUGCACAGCUACGCCACCGUGGCCCUGCUGUACCCGCGUGCUGUCCUGCACAGACACAGAGUGUAUACCUGGAACCAGUGGAUGGAGGAGCUGGUGUGUGACAUGACUGUGGACCACUGCCAGGCUGUGUAUCACCAUUAUGAGAUGCAGUUUGCCCCCCAACCUCCAGCUUCCACCUGUCAGUUCCUGUCGAGUGUAGAGAUGGCCCUGCAGCAUCACGCAGCUGAGACCAACACACGGCUGCUGCGGCAGGUGGAGCGUCUGAAGGUGGAGGGUGCGACCGUGCCGGUGUGUGAGGAGCAGUUGCAGGAGAUUGAGCGUUGCAUCAAGGUCUUCCUGCAUGAGGAUGCUGAGCUUGCCUCUUUCAGUCUGGCUGGGAUCAUCGUCUCUGCUCUCUGCGCUCUCACCAGACGUAACCUUGUGAUGGAGGGUGCAGCAGCGAGUGCAGGAGAGCAGCUGGUGGAGCUGACCUCUCGAGAUGGAGCAUGGUUUCUGGAGGAGCUCUGCAGCAUGAGUGGAAAUAUCACUUGCUUGGUGCAGCUGCUUAAGGAGUGCCAGCUCCAGUCUCAUGAUCUGGAUGUGCUUAGCCCUGCUGACACCUCGCAAGCUGUCUACCUGGCCAACGGAGUCUAUACCUGCCUGCAGGAGCUCAACACCGAUUUCCGCCAGAUCAUCUUCCCCGAGGCUCUGCGCUGCAUGCUGAAAGGAGAAAGCACUUUGGAAACCAUGCUCUCCGAAUUGGACACCCUCAUAGAGCAGUGUGCUGACGGGGUUUCCCUGCAGGGCCUGGGAGAGGCUCUGCAGGCCCACCUCCGCAACACAGCCAUGGGACUGGAGGACUCUGAUGCACACUAUCUUGAGGUCACCAGAGUUCUGCGUGUCCAGUACUCAGAGUUGAUCCAACCACGAAACCUUGACGGCUCAGUGCAGGACACUCCUAAAAUGAGUGCUGGACAGAUGCUCCUGGUGGCCUUUGAUGGAAUGUUUGCACAGCUUGAGACUGCUUUUGGGCUCCUGAUUGAAAAACUGAAUUCUAUGGAUGUACCUGCUGCUUGGAGAAAGGUGGACGUCAUCCGGGAGGCCAGGGCCACACAGAUGCAUUUCUUUGACAAUGUGCAAACCCGGCAGGUCCUGGAAGAAAUAUUCUUCCUUAAGAGGCUUCAAACCAUCCGUGACUUCUUUAAACUUUGUGCCUCGUUUGCUCAGACAUUAUCAGGCACAUGUCCCCCUCCCACCGAUGAACCCCCGCCUACUAACGGCCCAGUCCCCAUAGUGAAGCCCCUGUACCGUGGCUCCACUGUGGUGAGUGAGGAACAGAUGACGAGGCCCAUAAAAGCGUUCACCGCAGACUUCGUAAGGCAGAUGGUGAUGGGGCUUCCCACGCAGGCCCUCGGCCUGGCCCUCUGCAGCGCCCUCAGUGCCCUGGGCACGGACCUCAUCGCCCAGGUGGAGGCUAAAGAUUUCGGGGCUGAGGGAAAGGUCUCUCUGGAUGAUCUGUGUAAGAAAGCAGUGGAGCAGGGUGUUCAGGCCGGGCGGUUGUCUCAGCUGCUGCUGAACAGGGCCACGGUGCUGGCCAGCUCUUACGACACGGCCUGGAAGAAGCUGGACCUGGUGCGCCGUCUGGAGGUCAGCAUAGAUGCCUACAAGGUCAGCCUGCAGAGAGCCCAGCUGCACAUAGCCAUGUUCCAGUGGCAGCAUGAGGAUGUGCUUGGUGCUCGGAGUCAGCCCAUGACUGUCAGCCCUCCACCUCGCUCCAUUAUUCUCAGCAACAUGAAGAAAAAGCUUUACAAGCUCAGCCAGGAUGAAGCAGCGAUCGCAAGCGUUCAGGAGAAGCUGGCGUCACUAGAGGGCAGUAUCGAGCAGAGGCUGAAAUGGGCCGGUGGUGCAAACCCUGCUCUGGCACCAGUACUUCAGGAUUUUGAGGGCACCAUUGCUGAGCGCCGUGCCCUGGUGGUAAAGGAGAGUCAGCGCACCAGCCAGGUCACGUUUCUCUGCAGCACAGUCCUCAACUUCGAGGGUCUUCGUACGCGCACCCCGGAGGCCUUGAGCAUGGAUGCUGCCCUCUUUGACCUGGUGAAGCGUUGCCAGGCAACCUGCUCCUAUGCUGCCCAGUUCAACACAUCUGUUACCCCUCUGGAGCUGCAGCUACUCCACAGACUGACCCCGGUGAUGGAGCUGCCUAUUGGGGGGUCGGAGUGGCUGACCUGUGCUCAGAAACAUCUGUCGCAGGAGAUGUCCAGCCAGAGGGCUCUGCAGGAAGAGCGAGAGCAGCAGCUGGACAGCGUUACUGAAACUCUGCAGCUACUGGUGGACACAAUCAAAGGGAUCCUGUCCAAUCACAAUCGCCUUCUUGCUGAUGUGAAGCACCUGCUACGUGCUAUGGCCAAGGAUGAGGAGAAUGCCCUUGCAGAAGGAGAGGAAGUGACUUACGAAGGAAGCGUGCGUCAGUUCCUGUCUGAGUACAAGGCUUGGCAGGAUAAUGUGCAGAUAGUGCUGUUCACAGUGGUGCAGGCCACAGGUCAGCCGCGCAGCGUGGAGCAGGUGGAGCUGCUGCAGGAGAUUCCUGCCACACUCAAGGAGCUUAAAGUCCAGAGUCAGAGCAUCUACAAUGGGUUGGUUGGUUUUGCUUCUCCCCUGGUCACUGAAAGAGGAAGCGACUGUGCAAGCCCCACAUCAACAGUGCAGACGAGCUUUGCUGCUGCUGUGCGGUGUAAUGCAGCGAAGACCCAGCCUGACAGCAUGUCUCAGAAUGCUCGCAAAGCCCUUCCUCGAAACUUUGGGACCCCAACAGACACCCCACCCAGCACCCUGCUCAUUGCCACCAAAGGCCUGGCCCCGAGCCCCAAGAGAGCCGUAAGGGACCCGAAAACUGGGAGAGCUGUACAAGAGAGGAACUCGUAUGCUGUGAGUGUUUGGAAGAGAGUGAAGGCGAAACUUGAAGGCAGGGAUGUGGACCCUAACAGGAGAAUGAGUGUCACUGAGCAGGUGGAUUUUGUCAUCAAAGAGGCAACGAACCUGGACAACUUGGCCCAGUUGUAUGAGGGAUGGACAGCAUGGGUGUGAACAGGAUCCUUGUAGAUCACUUCGGUCCAGCGAGGGUAGAAAUCCACCAGAAUCCACUGGGUCUGGGGCGUCGGAGCCACAGAGCACCAUGCGGGAAAGGGGGGGGUGUAGAGGCCCUCCUGCGCGCCCACACGGGAUCCCCGUAAGCAGCUGCACUCGGCGAUCCAGCUAACACCACCGAAAUGGGUCUGCAUCUGUCUCCCCGAGCUGUGUGGGGAGCAUACCGAGACGGGGAGGGGGGGUGGGAUGGGGGACGAGGCAUCCCAGCUUGAACUACCCCCCCAACCAGCCCCUGUAUCAUCGUCAACAACAAUAAUGUCUGUCAACUAUCAAUAAAUAGGGUUUGCCGCAGGGAAAACGAUGAAUCCAGUUCUCUUUAGAGGGGAGAGCCGUGUUGCGCGGCACGUCUCUGGACUUCACUAAAGUGGAGAUGGGACACCGGGAUGUCCGUUCCUCUGAGGAUCCUCUGGCCUCUGUUUUUGGAUGGCUCAGGGACGGUGAGAUUGCAGCGGCUGAAGCUGAGGCGGGUGUGUGGAAGGUUUGAGGGGGACUCCAUUCAAAGCCAGAUGGCCGUUGGCAGAGAGCUCUUUAAUGUUUAAACACGUUUGUAAUCAAGACUUUUUUUUCCCCUCUCCUUUCAAACAAACACUUUACCCAAAACUUAUUUUACUUGCCUCUAAAUGCAUCUCAUGAGUAUCAAAAUUCAGCGGGAAAAUUAAUAAUAACACGCCGAUGGCUUCAGGGGAAAACAAAUGAUUUGUUAGAAUGUGGCACUAGUAAAUGAUGUGCUUCGAGGUGGUUAAUGCACUGUCAUUGGUUCUUUGAUUGGUCUUUUGGAUAAGAUUUGGACAGUUGGUGGGAAAUGUGUUCGGCCCAAACUCAAAUCAAAAUUUAGCAAAAUUGGUUUAAAUGUUUUUUUUUUCUUUAUGCAUCUCUGCGAUUUGUUGUGUAUUGUAGGUAUUUUUCUCCCUUUACCUUCUUUACUAGCCGUUUAGAUUAGAUUGCACCUUUUUUGACUUGCCUGUGGAAGUGUAUCGUUUUUGAUGCAUAUUCCCCACUAAGCUUGCGUUUUACUGAUCUUGACCUAGUUUUACCUUUUUAGUGGGAGAAAUAAAUAAGUCCUGGAUUAGUGCUGUGGUGAUGGUAAAAAUAUUGUCUCUUAAAGAUUUUACUCUUUGUUUUGUUUGCCAAAUAAACCUGGAUUUCAAACCUUAA